This is a messenger RNA of Erigeron canadensis, 541 nucleotides long. Its product is annotated as 10 kDa chaperonin, mitochondrial-like. The record is from RefSeq and is a predicted model, not a curated record. Bases 76 to 369 code for a protein of 97 amino acids. Lineage: Eukaryota; Viridiplantae; Streptophyta; Magnoliopsida; Asterales; Asteraceae. Gene Ontology annotation, cellular component: mitochondrial matrix. The transcript has 3 exons. Gene Ontology annotation, molecular function: protein-folding chaperone binding; metal ion binding; protein folding chaperone.
UCUCACAUUUUCAUCAAAAUCAAAUCUUCUUGUAUAUCUAUAUAUCCGGAUAUCUAAUCUAUAUAUCAAAUAUCAAUGGCAAGGCGGCUAAUCCCAUGUCUGAACAGAGUAUUGGUUGAGAAGAUUAUUCCCCCUUCCAAAACCACCGCCGGUAUCCUUCUCCCUGAGACAUCAUCCAAGUUGAACUCUGGUAAAGUGGUUGCGGUGGGGCCAGGAUUAGUGGAUAAAUCUGGAAAUAAAGUUCCUGUUGGUGUUAAAGAAGGUGAUACUGUUUUGUUGCCUGAAUAUGGUGGUACUGAAGUUAAGCUUGGUGAUAAACAGUAUCAUCUAUUUAGGGAUGAAGAUAUUUUGGGAACUUUGCACGACUAAUUCUUCACGACAAGGAAGUCUUUGACGUGAUCUAGUUUGGUUGUCCUAAUGUUAUAUUUGAGAUAGUAGACUGAUUGGUUGAUGAGUUGCAAGAUUUUGUUCGCUAAAUGAUGUUAUUAUUAGGUCAUAAAAAUGCUCAUAUGCAAUGCAAGAACAUUUGUUGAAAUGCUUA